GAAGCAUACUUCUUUAAAGAGAUAGCAUAAUUUUCAUAGGGCGAGGGCUCAGAGGAACAGAGAAAAUACCAAGGGGACAAGCCUUUACUGCUGUCGAGAGUGACAUUACAGAAGAAAGGAUUUUUCACACCAUCACUUACUAUCAGAGCCAUCGAUAUUUACGAAUAUUUCAGGCGACAUCCCAACUCGCUGACGAUAGGCCUACAUUGUUGUUAAGCUUGUUGGAAUUUAAAUACUGACAGUUCAGUUGUUAUACAUUCGAUCGAGGCAGCAGCGACCAGUCAGUCUACCAGAACAAAAAUAUAAGGGCAAACUUGCUACAAAGGCGGUGGGAGUGCAUUACGGUCUUAAUCAAUGUAUUGCAUUCGCGAUUUUGACCUCGUCUGAUAUACCCGGACUGGCCAUAUCUGAAGAGUGCACUGAACCUAUUCCAUUGAUCAGUUGCUUUUGAGAGCUCUCCGGGGGGAGGAAGCAAAGAAAGCAACCUGCUACAUGCAACUGCCUGCAAGAGUCUUCAAGCCUCACGGAGCCUAGGCCAGAAUAACAACAGCAGACACACACAGAGGCAAACACAGCAGGGCAAGGAGGGCUUUGAAGGCUUUUUGGGAGGGCUUCACUCACUGGAAUGCCUGAGACGCAAUGCAGCCGCUGAGGUGCCCCCCACGCCCAGGUGCCCAGGAGGGGCGUGCCAGGCCGCUGGCCCCAUCGCGCAGGAGGAACCGCAGGAGAGAGACUGACCCCGCUACCCGUUCACCAGCGCUGCCUCUGCAGGCCCUUCCUCCUCAUUGACACUUUGCCCUCGGCCAUAAAGUCCAUGCUGACUGAAUGGUUGCUCUGUGCUCCGUUGUUAGACUGUCUGUCCGGGAAUGCUGUUGUUGGUCUUCGGAGGGCAGCCUUGGAGAUGGAAGAGCAGCAGGGUUAGGCUUGGGCCACGGGCACUGCACAGCUCCGGGGUGGGUGCCGAGCAGCCUGGAGUGCAGAGACAAACUACGACGACACAGAGGUGCCACACGGCCAGGCACUGUAGAGAGACUGUUGUGCUAUCCACAGGGGAGCGUAGCGAGGAUCCCACUCUGUAAAGGAGGGCUCCUGUAACACUGUAGCGCUCUUCACCGGACCUCCGGCUAUUUGCACUUCCAAGAACUCUUGGUCAUUCUCUAGGCCCUGCUGCCCAAUCCCAGCGGCUCAGUACACACAGCAGAGCCAUGCGUCACAUUCACGUCGAGCUGGCUCGCAAGGAGCCCGCAGUCCAGCUCCCAGCACAAGAAGGGGACCUGCCGCCGACCAGCACCCCAGCCGAGGGGCCCGACCUCGGGGCGCGCAGCGGCGUCCCCAGGCCCUUCGGGGAGGAGGAGAUCCGUCUCCAGAAGGUGUACCAGCUGUCCAUCUUCUCGCAGAGAGGGGGCUACUCGGAGGUCGGCGAGGGGCAGCGGGCGUCCCGCGUGGGGCUGAAGAGGAGCCUGGAGGAGCCGGUCAACCCGCUGGCCCACAAGCGGCUGCACGAGGCCACGGCGGAGGACGAGGACGUGGACGUCCCGCAGGCCGAGGUGCUGUGCGGAUCUACGUCCACUGAGCCAUUCUACUCCUGCGCCCUGCUCGAGUGUAAUAACAAUAACAACAAUAGAGACCCAGAGAGCCCCAUGGCCCGGACCCCCCCGAGGCCCCAGCCCCCGAUGUCCCCCACCUACAACUCCAUCCCUGCCCGCCGGCCUGCCCAGCACAACCACGACCGGCCGGUCCCCGACGCCUGGGCGCCGCUCUCCCCCAAGUCGCCGCCGAUGGUCGACGUCUUCCGGUCGGGCGAUGCCAGCGGCGUCUCCCCGGUGCUCAGCCCCGAGCCGCCUCCGGGAGGCGACGCCCCGGCCCACUCCAUCGGGUCACCGCCGCACAGCGAGGGCUCCAGCAACGGGACCUCGGCCGCGGUCUCCGCACGGAGCCCGAGCCCCCCGCUCCCCUCCGCCAGCCCCAAGAGGCUCUCCGAGGCUCUGGAGUGGGCGGCCAGCUUGGAGUCCACCCCGCCCGAUCACAGGGUGCUGCCCACGGCCACCAACGGUGUGCCCUCCAACGGCGCCCACUCCUCGGAGAAGACGCCCGUCGUCGACCCCCGGCCGUCGUCCCCCUCCUCCUCUUCCAAGUCAUCCUUGUCCACCCAUUGCCCGGCCAAGAAGAAGCUGCUGUCAUCCAGCGACACGGGGGAGUCCUGCUCCGAGGACGAGGGCCCGUCCACUUCCAAGAGGAGCCGCCUAGCGCUGCUGGCCCCAGGGCUGGGCUUGGCCUCCUGCCGGAGCACCGACGCCAAGGCCGCGCCCUUCUGGAACCACCUGCUGCCCUCAGCCCGCCAACACCACAAGGGUGCCCCAGACUGUACCCGAUCUGGAAGAAGACUGAAAAGUGGGAUCAGGCUCAAAUCACGCCAGUUGCGCAGUGGCCGGCGGACGGACAACUGUCACUCGACUCGAGCCGUCUGGCCCUCUUCCUCCAUUAGCCGCUCACUCCUGGGCAACUUUGAGGAGUCCAUACUGAAGGGGCGCUUCUCCCCGUCAGGGCGGAUCGAGGGCUUCACUGCUGAGAUUGGGGCCAGUGGCUCCUACUGCCCCCAACAUGCUACGCUGCCUGUUCAGGUCACCUACUACGAUAUCUCAGAGCACAGUGCACCAUCACCUUUCCUAGGUGUGAUCUCCCUGGAGCCACUGGGGAAAAAGGGAUAUAGUGUGCCCAAAGCAGGGACCAUUCAAGUGACCUUAUUCAACCCCAACAAAACUGUGGUGAAAAUGUUCCUGGUGACGUACAACUUUGGAGACAUGCCUGUCAAUCACAUGACCUUCCUGCGUCACCGCAUCUUCCUGGUACCCGUGGACGAGGGGGAGGGGUCAGAGAAGGCGGGCCCGACCGAGGACGUACAGGUGGACAGGAAGAAGAUUCUCUGCUACUUGAUACACCUCAGAUUCCAGAGUUCCAAAUCUGGGAAAAUCUACUUGCACAAUGAUAUCCGGCUGCUAUUCUCCCGAAAAUCCAUUGAAGUGGACACAGGGAUUCCUUACGAGCUGAAAUCUUUCACCGAGGUGCCAAGAAACCCCAAGUACUCCCCACGCGUGUGAUCCUCUCCAGCACUGCCUGUCCUGCCUAGCGCAGGCAGGAACCCUACAGAAAGACGGCUCCAACUAAUAGGACUACAGAGGACUAAUGCUGACUUGAAUCCUUACACACACACACACACACACACACACACACACACACACACACAUACAAACACACAAAUGAAUGCAGAGGCAAACACACAGACACAGACAUACUUGCUUGCUUGGUGCAGGUGCAAACUCAUGCACACACACAGAGGACUAAUGCUGACUUGAAUCCUUACACACACACACACACACCCACACACACACACACACACACACACACACAUACACACACACACUUACAUACAAA
Messenger RNA from Alosa sapidissima (American shad), 3432 nucleotides. RefSeq names its product protein FAM214B (gene atosb). Lineage: Eukaryota; Metazoa; Chordata; Actinopteri; Clupeiformes; Clupeidae. The record is from RefSeq and is a predicted model, not a curated record. The transcript has 12 exons. Bases 1206 to 3098 code for a protein of 630 amino acids.